Acipenser ruthenus (sterlet) is the source of this 2370-nucleotide messenger RNA. Its product is annotated as kelch domain-containing protein 1-like. The transcript is spliced from 12 exons. Bases 352 to 1704 code for a protein of 450 amino acids. NCBI's taxonomy places the organism in Eukaryota, Metazoa, Chordata, Actinopteri, Acipenseriformes, Acipenseridae. Gene Ontology annotation, molecular function: protein binding. The record is from RefSeq and is a predicted model, not a curated record.
UGACAGGUAUAUGAUCUUGCUCUGUGGCAUCGGUUCAUUAAUAAUAACACAUUUCGUGUUUUCUGCAGUCAAUUGCUGAAAAUGAAGUGUAUCUACCCAGUGAUGAAAUAUGGACCUAUGAUACUGACAUGGGGAUAUGGUAAGCUAAUGCACAGUAACUCCAUACCCAUGGACUGGCCCCCAUCUUCCACACGAGCCCCAAGAUCCGAGGCCAUGCUUAGAAAUCAGCCUUAUUACAGCUUCCUACAGUAAAAGCAUGGCAAGGUGUAAUAAAGCACAGUGAAGGCAUGCUGAAGCACACAACAGCUAAGCACUGUAAAGCACAGAGAGGUAUGGUGAAGCAUAUGCGACAUGGCAGUGUAUACUGUGGUAGCUUUAAGGUGCUUUUUAAUGGCCGAAUCGCAGCGAAUGGUAGCCGAGGAGAGAAGCGGCCACUGUGCCGUUGUAGAUGGGAAUUGUCUUUAUGUUUGGGGGGGAUAUAUGUCAAUUGCUGAAAAUGAAGUGUAUCUACCCAGUGAUGAAAUAUGGACCUAUGAUACUGACAUGGGGAUAUGGGAAACCCAUUCGAUGGAAGGAGACAUCCCACCUCCAAUGUCCGGGAGUUGUGAAGCCUGUCUGAAUGGAGUCAUGUACAUCUUUGGUGGAUAUGAUGACAAUGGCUAUACAAACCAGCUCUAUUGUGUUAACCUAAAGGACAAUAAUGGAAAAUUCACGUGGAAGAAAAUCACCAAUUUCAAGGGAUGUCCUCCAACACCGAGAGACAAACUGUCCUGCUGGGUGUAUGAUAACAGGAUUAUCUACUUCGGUGGUUAUGGCUGCAAGAAACUGAAUGAACUGAGUGACUCCAUGAGCUUCUGCACAGACGAGGUGUCUUGGGUGGGGGAGAUGUUUUGGGGGUGGAAUAAUGAAGUGCAUGUCUUGGACCCCGCUACAGAAACCUGGACCCAGCCAGUCACACAAGGCACUCACCCAGCACCUCGAGCUGCCCAUGCAGGCACAACCCUGGGCAUCAAAGGCUAUGUGUUUGGAGGGAGAGUGCUGGGGACCAGAACUAAUGACAUACACUGUCUAGACCUUGGUACCUGGACUUGGUCAAACAUAAUUCACUCUUCUGUCAGAAGGCCUGUUGGCCGCUCCUGGCACACCGUGACCACAGUAUCUGAUUGCAUGAUGUUCUUAUUCGGUGGAUUAAGUGCAAACAGUGAACCUCUAGACGAUGGCUGGUUGUUUAAUGUCCAGACAAAAAACUGGACCCAACUUCAACAUUUACCCAAGAAUAAGCCAAGGCUGUGGCAUACCGCCUGUCUAGGACCGGAGUCUGAAGUGUUUGUUUUUGGAGGAAGCCAGGAUGACAUACUUUCAGUGGACAGAGUUGUGUUUAGACUACAUGGGAAAAAAUGCCAAGCUUCUUCAGGAACAGCUGUCCUGGUUACCGCCGAAACUUUCUCACAAAGUUCAGGACAAGAUUUCAUUUUGGACUGGAGCUGGGACACCCCACGAGUAACAGGAAACUGCCGGGAGCAGAACUGUGAGACCAGCAGGUGGUGCUGUUGCAUAUAUAUUACCAAGGGUCACACAGAAGGAUGCUUGGAGGGAAACAUUUUGAGAACUCCCAAGAUCAGACAUGCAGAAACAGCCUGGCCAGUCCAAACUCCAUGGAACAAAAACCAACACGAGAACGUAUACACCACGAGAGACUAUUAAACACAACACAACAUACAAGCUGGAAAUAAUCAGCAAAUUGACAAAACCAUGUACAUUAUUCAUAAUAAACGAAGCACUUACUCCUGCACGCUGAUGAUCAGCUAGGACACAUUGCAAUGACAGAAUGCUAACCCAGGCUGACAUGCAGAAAGACCCUCUGCAGCUUCAUAAUUAAGGGUUGUGUGGGGAUGUGAGUUGGACGUUGGAACAGGAGCCUUGCCAGGUAAUGACUUUCAUUUGGUUACUGAUUUGAAAUUGUACACUCUGCCAUAGAAGCCCCCAGGCAGUCCCUCCUUCAUGCGUUCAACUGCACCAGAUCAUCUGCUUCACAUGGCCCUGCGGGUUACCCUCAUUGCAGGCCCCCCCUUUAAUCUGCCAUAACUGACUUCCAGGAGGCUAUGUGCUGCACAGUCAUGUUCCGUUAUUAUAUAUUAAUCUAGUAUUGAUUUCAGGGCGACGGUUUAAUCCAUUCUUUCGUAAUGUAAUAUUCAGUGCACUCUGCUGUGCUACCACCAGGAAACAGACCAAACAAGUGCGUGUUUGUUUACUGUUGCAUUGUAAGUGGUUGGCACUUCCUCUUUAAAAAAAUAAAUAAAUACAGUACUCUGAACAAAUAAACAAUAGAAAACACGUGUUGUUUUUUUGUUCAUGUAGCAGACUCUACUU